AAAGAAAACCGAAUGCAACGGGCUUUAUCCCAUCAGAAUUUUCCAAGCACCGAAGUGAUUUAGAUGAAAUUAGUCUCAACAUGGCUGGAAAACAACAAAUUGAUAUCGGCCAAUUACCGAUUCCGCGAUUAAAUGCUUUAACACAACAAUUUCAAGAGGAGAUUGAAUUUUUCGCCAACUCAUUGAAUCAGCUGAAGUUGGCCCAAAGCAAAUAUGUGGAAUCACAAGAAAGUUUGAACAAAGUUUGUCCAGAGAGCAAAGAUAAAGAGAUUCUAGUUCCACUAACUAGUUCUAUGUAUGUUCCGGGGCAGCUUAGUGAUGUAGAUAAUGUAUUGGUGGAUAUUGGCACGGGAUACUAUGUAGAUAUGAGUGUGAAUAACGCAAAAGAUUAUUUCAAAAGAAGAAUAGAAUUUUUGACGAAACAGAUUGAAAAAAUUCAGCCUGUUUUACAGGAGAAAUAUAAAAUGAAAGAAGUGAUGUCAGAGAUCCUUCAGAUGAAGAUAGCUGCCCAGAUUCAAGCCCAGCAGUCAGCAAAGACCUAAUUCUUUCCAUGUCAUUUUCUAUGAACUUUAAAGUAUUCUAACACGUUUUAUAAUAAUAGCAAUUAUGUGUCUGUAAAUUACAGUUAAACUCUGAUAUAGUGAACUAGGAUGUAGCAAAAACUCAGAUAUAAAGAUCAGUAUUUGAUUCAUUGAUUUUUGGCCUUCUUAAUUUGGUACAGAAAUCUACUCGUUCUACAUUUUCUGUCCGAAAAGCAGUUAAUAUGCAGAAAAAUAAAUGGUUAUAAAGAAUAGUUUGGUUAUCAGGAUCAGAUUUGUAAUGUUCAAACCAGUUCACUUUAUCCAAUAGUGGCAGUAAUUGUAUUUUGUGUGAGCAUUUGAGCAUAUAAUAUUUAAUGUGGUGUUUUGCUGCAAAAAGCCUUUUGUGUUAUAUUUGUGUUAAAUCUGAAACAAGUUUAGUAUGUGGGAUUCUAAUAAAUCAUGUUUAUUUUCAGUAAAACAUGCAAAUGGUAACAUACAAACCUAAUUGUAGCAAUCAAGAAACAGUGCUAUUAUAUUUGAUAAAAAAAAACUUGCAUAUAAAACAUAUGAGACUUAAAAAUACAGGUAACAGAGGAGUGUCUAAAUCAACAAAUAAGGCCUUCGAGUGGUUUGUUGUCUAAUUUACCAUGGUUCAGAGUUCAGAUGUGCAGGAAUUGAAGUGGUUAAAUAUCCAAACAUCGAAAGGAUGAACCAUGGUAAAUUAGAUGAUAAACCACAAGAAGGCCUUGAUUGUUUCAUUCUUACAUGUUCAUUGAAAUAUUCUGAUAAAAAUUAUGCUAGAUUUCAUUUACACAAGUAGUAAUAAAGUGAAUGUCAAGCAACAAAUUUAUGUCAUAAUGCUCUCUUACCAGUUCGUGCAUCAACCAGUGUUUGUUGUGGAUUAUACAGAGCUUGACUUUCUUCUUUAUUUAACUGGCGAUCAAACUGAGCCAUGUUAGAAUUAAUUUUAACACUCCAAAUCAGCUUUAUGCUACAGAGUAUGACUCACAUUAUAAGCUGUGUUCUUGUUAAAUUCUGCUGUGGGAUAUAUAACCUUUUUCUUGUUUGAAUUAAUUGAAACUUGCUUAAGAUAUUCUAUUAUUUCUUGAAUAACAUAAUUCAUUAUCAAAUAUCAAAAUAAGUAUAGUGAACUUUGUAAUUUUUGAUAUUUUGGAUCAUCAGGCUUUUGAUGUGUUCCAUCAUAUAUCUUGAACUCAUUUUUAUACAAUAAAAGAGAGAAACACAGA
Molecule: messenger RNA, 1768 nt
Organism: Mercenaria mercenaria
Lineage: Eukaryota; Metazoa; Mollusca; Bivalvia; Venerida; Veneridae
Product: prefoldin subunit 5-like
Exons: 5
Coding region: 81-542 (153 amino acids)
Biological process (GO): regulation of DNA-templated transcription; protein folding
Cellular component (GO): prefoldin complex; cytoplasm
Source: RefSeq, a predicted model, not a curated record